AUGGCAGAUGGCCAGAAACAAGAGACGCGUAGCGGUGAUAGGCUCCCCUGGAAUCGGGAAGUCCUUCCCGAUUCCAUCUCCAUUUUCUACUUCCUACGCUGCAAAGAGCUGGAGGUCUGUCAGAACCACUACGUGAUCGACCCGGAUAGGGCUGAGGACGGCAAAGUUGAGUCGGUGAGUGCCAACACAAUCAUCGCUCCUUCUCCUGACGUCAACCACCUGGGUGAGUUCCGAAAGGCGCGGGGUUUAGUCAAACUUUACAUGGCGCCACUAACUCUGGAAGAGACGAUGGUUUACGCCCCGUACUUUGGCGUCGAUGAGCAACGAACUACACAGCUUUUUCAGGAUUUUGGUGGCGUCCUCCGGAAAGUGCUGGCGACAGAAGCUGAGGUCAAGGAUCUACGAAAGGGGAGGGAAUCGGCAGUAGGGAACAAGGGACUUGUGAGAACGUUUUUCGACUCUGGUGGUGUACUGCAUCACAGCCAGGGGGCAAAACCGUUGAGCCAAGUGUUUCUCAUUGUCCCCUCCGAAGAAGAUCCCACGGAUUACCAUGUGGAGUUUGCGGGAAGUGGGUCAGAGAAUGCCUUGGUCAACAAGUUUGAGACGGAGCUCAAGACCCUGUUGAAACCCAUGCAGCAGGGCUCGCAGCUUCUGGACGACAUCUUCGAAUCUUUCGCUCACAACAUUCUCAGCAGUGGCGGCUCUUUCCACAUCCGAAUGCUGGGUUCGAGAGCUCCUGUUUUUUCGGCAACCCUAAAGCCGUCCCACAGGCAAAAGGUCAACGGAGAGCUAGAGCUACUCGAGCUCCUCAAUACAGCUGCGAGCCAACCGAACACUUACUGCACAGCCAAAAAGGAAACGGCAGUCAUCGACGCAGGCUUUCUCGAUAAGAGUGGGACCUUGCAUGCCUUUCAGAUAACAACAGGCAAAAGCCACACGUUCAAGUCGCACAAGAUGAAUGACGCGCUAGCCAACAUGAGCAACCCUCCAAAAAGGAUCAAACUGUAUUGGGUGGUACUUGCAGAAGCAUUCUUUGGCUUUUCAAGAAAGCCAAUGGCCGGUAACAUCAACCGCAUCACAGUCGAAGAGACAGUUCUAAGUCUCAGCGAUCCAAAAAACCCACUUUCCAAAGAGAACCUCGAACAAAGACUCAACGAGCUUCCGAGCGAGAAGACCAAGCUUAGAGAAGGACUCACACGAAGGCUGAGCGCCUGGCGGAGCAAGCCACAGCUUGACUCGAUAACAUCUAAAGACGAGCUCGCAAAGGCUCACGCACUGGUGACCUUUGAAGAGAGUCACGUCGAGGAUUUGUGCAAGAAGCUUGGGAUCUGGCAACAAGCGGAGCGGCUCAAGCAACCUGUCAGAAAAUGGACAGAACUGGUGGAAGCUCUGAAACCUAUGCCCGACUGA
Molecule: messenger RNA, 1410 nt
Organism: Symbiodinium natans
Lineage: Eukaryota; Dinophyceae; Suessiales; Symbiodiniaceae
Source: the annotation of a GenBank genome assembly